AUGUCGAGAAGAGCGCCGCCGAACCCGGCCGCGGAGCGAGCUGCCCAGAACCAGCAGACCAUCAAGACCCUACUCAAGCUUGAAGGCAACAAGAGCUGCGCAGAUUGUAAAAGGAACAAGCAUCCAAGAUGGGCGAGCUGGAAUCUGGGAGUCUUCGUGUGCAUACGUUGCUCUGGGAUACAUCGGGGAAUGGGCACGCAUAUUAGCCGGGUGAAGUCUGUGGAUCUGGAUGCCUGGACGGACGAGCAGCUACAGAGCGUACUGCGUUGGGGAAACUCAAGGGCGAACAAGUACUGGGAGGCAAAAUUGGCCGCUGGACACGUACCCUCUGAUGGAAAGAUAGAGAACUUCAUACGGACGAAAUACGAGUCCAAGCGAUGGGUGAUGGAUGGACCAAUGCCAGACCCAGCGACACUGGACGCAGAAGGGGACGAUGAUGUGCCUCUCAAUCUUGUAAAAGAGAAAGCUCAAUUGGAACGAGGAGCGUCACAGCGGGCUGCGUCUACGUCCAGUCAACCGGUCAUUCCUGCGCCAAAAGCAGCCCCUCCUGUCGAUCUGUUCGGCGAUGUACCAGAGCCGCCUGUCAGGCCGAAUACGACAGACGUCCCUGGUCGAUCCGCACCUCCAAAGGCCUCCGCUCCACCCAAGCAAGCGAAAGCUGCAGACUCAUUGCUUGGUCUUGACUUCUUUGGUGGUCCACCAUCCGCCACGUCUGGCAGACCAUCAAGCUCAGCUUCGACACCAUCUGGCUCAGCAGUCCCUUCAAGGCCGGAUCUCAAGCAAUCAAUUCUCUCGUUGUAUGCUUCAGUUCCCAAAACUCAGCCUCCACCACAGCCCCAAAGGCAGCCGUCGUUCGGAGGCAUGCAAUCACCAGCAGCUCAACAACAGUCUAGCUUUGGUGGCCUAGAUGAUGCCUUUAGCGGGUUGAAUUUCAACCCUCCAACAUCAACACCAGCACCGAAGCCCCAGCAGCAACCCAAAUCCGACCCUUUCGCAAGCUUCAACAACGCAGCCACUCAGCGAUCAUCUGUCGCAGCGCCGCAAGUCACAUCUCCACCUCUGGGUGGAGGCUUCUUUGACACAGGUCCGAAGCUAGCUUCAAAACCAGCAAACGCAUCGAAACCUCCGCAGUUACCCCAAGCUAAUCUGACCCCAAGUGCUUCGAAUGAUUUCGGCGACUUCAGCUUUGCAUCUCCUCCCGCCCCUGCAUCAACCAAGCCAGCCACGACGAGUACUUCAAAUGAUCUUUUCGACUUUUCCGAACCAACCCCACCCAGGGCUGCUCCUAAGAAAGCCCAGGCUCCAGUUCCAGCAUCCCCACCGUCCGCAAAUAUCAAUUCAGCCUUCAACCUCUCUGCGCCUGCUGCUCCUUCACAACCCACCCCAAAACCAGCAGCAUCCGCACCACCAGCUAAUACUAACGCAUUUUCCAGCUUCUCGAACAGUACCGACGCCUGGGGCUCUAGUGACGCAUGGGCCACUCCUGAACCUUCCGCCGCCACAACGGCUCCAAAGCCUCAACCUGCUGCCCCUGCCCGAAACCCAUCGAUCCCAAUGUCCACUGACUUCUCUGCAUGGGGCGGUACGCCUGCUUCUUCGAUUGCCCAAUCAUCGGCGCUUGGCAGCGGUUUUGGCAGCACCUCGCGACCUACUCCAAAAGUUGCGCCUGAUGAAGAUUUCGGCGGCUGGAGCAGCGCUGCACCUGCAACUCCCGCUGCAAGCAAUCCUCCACCUGUACAAAACAAGCCUGCUGGUGGAGGGGGUUUUGGUGGUGCUAGUGAGGAUUUGUUCUCGAAUGUCUGGGAGUGA
Molecule: messenger RNA, 1809 nt
Organism: Letharia columbiana
Lineage: Eukaryota; Fungi; Ascomycota; Lecanoromycetes; Lecanorales; Parmeliaceae
Exons: 6
Coding region: 1-1809 (602 amino acids)
Biological process (GO): endocytosis; intra-Golgi vesicle-mediated transport; endoplasmic reticulum to Golgi vesicle-mediated transport
Cellular component (GO): Golgi apparatus
Molecular function (GO): GTPase activator activity; metal ion binding
Source: RefSeq, a predicted model, not a curated record